Messenger RNA from Thrips palmi, 1283 nucleotides. RefSeq names its product heat shock protein Hsp-16.1/Hsp-16.11-like. Lineage: Eukaryota; Metazoa; Arthropoda; Insecta; Thysanoptera; Thripidae. The coding region runs from base 69 to 683 and encodes 204 amino acids. The transcript has a single exon. Gene Ontology annotation, biological process: response to heat; protein refolding. The record is from RefSeq and is a predicted model, not a curated record. Gene Ontology annotation, molecular function: protein folding chaperone.
UCGAGCCGCCGAGCAGUCAAGAGCCUCAGCAGCGAGACUACCCCAGCCAAGCCAACCAAGCAAUCAAGAUGCCCGUCAACCAGUGCAUGAGGAUGGUGCCCCUGAUGGGCCGCCGCCUGGCCGCGUCGCCCUGGCCCGUGCAGCCCGUCCGCGGCCUCUUCUCGCCGUGGUCGCGGCCCACCGACAUCGGCGCCCUGGUCCGCGACAUGGACCGCCAGAUGGACCACCUGGAGCGGCAGAUGUUCCGCGGCAUGCCUUCCUGGUUCCAGCGGCCCUCCAGCAUCCUGCUCAACGCCAUCGACCACACCAAGGAGGACGGCAACCAGUACCGCGUGGCCGUCGACCUGGCCGGCUUCAAGCCCGAGGAGAUCAAGCUCGCCCUGGACGACUCCGGCCGCCUCCUCACCAUCUCCGCCAAGUGCGAGCGCAGCGGCCGCGACGGCAGCAGGUUCGCGCAGGAGAUGAGCAGGACCAUCACGCUGCCCGAGUCCAUCGACACGGACAGCAUCACCUCCAUGCUGCACCAGGACGGCGUGCUGGCCAUCGAGGCGCCCUUCAAGGAGCAGCCCAAGGCGCCCCGCGAGGAGCCCCGGAGCAUCCCCAUCACCAGGGGCACCGCCGGCGCCGCCAUCGAGGGCCUGGAGCACCAGCAGCACGACAAGGCCGAGUCCAACUCCAGUUGAAGCGCAGGUUGCCGAAGCUCAGCUGUGAACGCCGAUUCAUCACGUGUCAUGAACCAUUUUGUCAAAUAACCCGCCGCAACGUCAAGUAGACCAUCAAGCAGUGUUUCAUUUUUAGUGCGUUGCUUGUAGAAUUGUUGCACUCGGUUGCAUCAUUCAGUAGUUGCCAUUGCGCCAUUGUCGUUGCAUCAUCCUUUAGGAACUAUUGUUAGUAGUGUCUCCAAAGAAUUGAUAUUUAUUGCAUCACCCAUCCUGGUGUAAAUCAGUCUCAAGUUAGCUCAGUUAGUUGUGUAUAGCUAAUUUUUUGCAUCAGCAGUGGAGUAAUUGAUGUAAGCAAACUAUGUUGCGUGUGUUGUACCAUGAAAUCUCGUGGUAUAAGUGUGAAUGUCCUAGUUUUAAUCAUGUUGGAACUUUUGUUUCAUUGACUGUAUUUUUUGGUUGUGUAUGUGUGUGUGUGUGUUUUUACUCGACCGUUCUUGUCUAGUCGACGCGGGUAUGGACUAUUUCCAUGAAUGAAUUAUAGUUAUUUUGAGACUGAUACUGUAUAUUUUAGAGUGUAAUAGGAUUUUUAAUUUAUAAUAAAAUGACAUUGAAUUAAAAUUA